This is a messenger RNA of Sphaerodactylus townsendi, 3339 nucleotides long. It is a transcript of the gene PDK3, whose product is annotated as pyruvate dehydrogenase kinase 3. The transcript has 12 exons. Bases 632 to 1714 code for a protein of 360 amino acids. NCBI's taxonomy places the organism in Eukaryota, Metazoa, Chordata, Lepidosauria, Squamata, Sphaerodactylidae. Gene Ontology annotation, biological process: protein phosphorylation; regulation of glucose metabolic process. The record is from RefSeq and is a predicted model, not a curated record. Gene Ontology annotation, cellular component: mitochondrion. Gene Ontology annotation, molecular function: pyruvate dehydrogenase (acetyl-transferring) kinase activity.
CAGUCAGAAGGCCGCGUAGGGCUGGAAGGCGGGCCUUGACUGUAGCUGCUGGGCCAAGCCGAACGAGUCGGGUCACUCCUUGCCGUGGGGGAGGGCGAAAGGGUCCGUGCCUGGCCGCUUAUCAUGGGAGGGGGUUCCUGCGUAGAGGUGGCUGCGGUGGCUCGUGCCGUUCCCGCGCGCUAGCCUGGCUGUGGAGCGCGGGGCCGUUGUGACAGGCGCGAGGGCCUCCCCCGCCCUCCGCGCUGUUUGUGUGCGUGAGUCUCCGCACGCGCCAGGCGGUUGCUCGGCCGGUUGUUCUGGGGCCCGACCUCGCUCGCCCUCCCUUAGUUCGCCAUGCGGCUGUGCGGGGCGCUUCUGAAGAGUCCCAUCCCCAAACAGAUCGAGUACUAUUCCCGCUUUUCCCCGUCGCCACUCUCCAUCAAGCAGUUCCUGGACUUCGACAACAACCCUGUGAAACUUAGAGUGACUGACUCAAGGUCAUACAGCAAAUUUCUUGCCAGAGUGUGGGUUUGAACUUGGGUCUCCCAGAUUCUAACCAUCAAUCUAACCAGCGCAGAGUGCAACUGUUAGUGGGAGAAGAUUCCUGUCUGAAAAACAAGGGCGUGAUAAUGCUUGUGAGAAGACAUCAUAUAUGUUUCUGCGAAAAGAACUUCCUGUGCGGCUUGCUAAUACCAUGAGAGAAGUAAAUCUAUUGCCUGACAACUUGCUGAAUAGACCAUCAGUUAAACUAGUCCAGAGCUGGUACAUGCAGAGCUUUCUUGAGCUUUUAGAAUAUGAAAAUAAAAGCCCUGAAGAUCCACAUGUUCUAGAUAAUUUCUUAGAUGUCUUAAUUAAAGUUAGGAACAGACACAACGAUGUUGUUCCUACCAUGGCCCAAGGAGUGAUUGAAUAUAAAGAAAAAUAUGGUUUUGACCCUUUUGUGAGCAGUAACAUCCAGUAUUUUCUAGACAGAUUCUAUACCAACCGCAUCUCGUUCCGCAUGCUUAUUAACCAGCACACUCUGCUUUUUGGUGGAGUUACUAAUCCUGCUCAUCCCAAACAUAUUGGGAGUAUUGAUCCUACUUGUAAUGUGGCUGAUGUGAUUGAAGAUGCUUUUGCAACUGCUAAAAUGUUGUGUGAGCAGUAUUAUCUAGUAUCGCCGGAUCUGGAAAUUGAAGAAUUCAAUGCUAAAGCACCAGGCAAGCCUAUCCAAGUAGUCUAUGUACCGUCACAUCUGUUCCACAUGCUUUUUGAGUUGUUCAAGAACUCCAUGAGAGCUACGGUUGAAUUAUAUGAAGGUAAAAGUGACGGCUAUCCAGCUGUUAAAACAUUAGUCACAUUAGGUAAAGAAGACCUCUCAAUAAAGAUAAGCGAUAAAGGGGGUGGUGUACCUCUGAGAAAAAUAGACCGCCUAUUUAACUACAUGUAUUCAACUGCCCCCAGGCCUAGUUUGGAGCCAUCAAGAGCUGUCCCUUUGGCAGGAUAUGGGUAUGGUCUGCCAAUUUCUCGUCUUUAUGCAAGAUAUUUUCAGGGUGAUCUCAAACUGUACUCAAUGGAAGGUGUGGGGACUGAUGCUGUAAUUUAUUUGAAGGCUCUUUCCAGUGAAUCGUUUGAAAGAUUGCCAGUUUUUAAUAAAUCAGCCUGGCGACAUUACAAGACCACACCAGAAGCUGAUGACUGGAGCAACCCCAGCAGUGAACCCCGGGAUGCUUCCAAAUAUAAAGCUAAUCGAUAAUUUGCCAACUUAUCUAUCAUGAUGAUGACUCCUGCAUUUGGAAAUGAGUCUCUGCUUUGUUCUAAUCUCAAGUAGCCAAUCAUUUCCAUAGAAAGACCUGUUACGGGACUGAAAUAGCAAGAACAGGGAGGACUGAAAAAGAUUGACAUUACGUAUUUUUGAUGUGACUUAUUGUGACUAGUAUGCCAAAAUUGAUGUGGUGAGUUGGGUCACAAAUGACAAAAAAGGUUGCACUGUGACUGCACUUACAUUAUACAGCUGUAUAGCAAAGGGUGGGAUACUAUUUUUAAAGGUACAUUUCUAGUCUUAGGUAAGAAUUGGCAGAAUUGUAACUCCUUGUUUGACAGUAGCGUCCUAUACAGCAACAUGAUGUAACAGAAAUUCUAGUGUAGUUUAUUGUGUGCUUAGAAAACUCUCAAUGCUGCAUUUUUAUAUGAUACAAUGUCAUCAUUAUAUUUUUAAAAAUGCAGGUGGGGGGGGUUGUCUUCUGGUGUAUAUCUGCGCACCCAUCGUUUUCCAGUAGUUGUAGCAGGGUUUUUUUUGGCAAUUUCAGAAGCUCAUUCUCUAUACACAAAUCACUCCUGUAAAGCAGUGAAAUUUUCACUUUUCAGUAGGUAUACUGUGAUUUUUUUUAAAAAUCACUUUAAUUAUGGAUUUGAAAAAUUCUUUUCCAUUUAAGCUAACUUCAGGAAGGAAAAAUGUUAAAUCAGAUUCACAUACUUGGGGGAAAAAAUCCAGUUGAUAAAGGUGGAGAUUUUUCCCUGUUUCCCCCUCCCUUUUUUGCAGCACAUGCUUCUAGAAACCUUUGGAAGUGAGGGGGGGGGGGAGCUGCGCCGUGUCCAGUUGCCCCAAAUUUACCCCCUCCCUUCUGGAUUGGGCUGUCCAUGAGCAUUUUAUCUCCUAAACUAUGGAUCUACGGAAAGCAUGGCUUGUGAAGCACUAAGGGACAUUCUGAUAAAAUGUCUUCACAACAAUGGAUCUGAAGUAGGGUAGGGGUCAAUGGAACACCAAGAAACCUUUCUCCAUAUUUUUGUGUUGUAUUUUUAUGUGUGAGAUUGGGCACAGUUUAAUAUGAUAGACAAAAUAUGAUAGUAAGCUACAACUACUUAGAUACUUUAAGAGGACAGUUCAAGCUUCCCUACCAUUCUUAUUCAAAAAUAAUAAAAUACUUUAUUAGUAGCCACAAUACCCAAACUUGAAUUUCAUACUUUUAUGUCAGCAGACAUGUGCAUGAGUCCUAACCAUUUGUAUAAAUGUUUAUAGUGUUGGCAACUAUACAUGUAUGUCUUUCUAGCAGCAACUUCAGUUUGUGCACUCUGGAAAUCAAAUUUGCAUUGAUGGCAUUUAUCUGCAUUUUCACUGGAUUCAUUAUUUCAUUCAAUGAAAGUAAGUUUUAGGAUGGAGGUCAGACUUAUAGAAUUAUAACAUGUAAUGACUAUAUAGAAAUGUGACCAGCACAUGGAACUUCCUGUUUGUCUAGGCUAUAAAAGCUGCUAUAUCCUGUCAUGGCACGCAAAUCUAAUCAUAAGAGAAAUAGGAUUUUGCAUCAACAAAAUAUUUAGCUGUUAGAAAGGAUAGGAUCUGAAAAUUCCAUGGUAUGUUCAUUAAAAUGUUCAUUUAUAUAA